AUGCCAUCGAUUGUGCAGUCUGUUUCCGACAAAACAAUGGAAAUACAGAGUGCUUCACUCAAUGAAAAGGAUUUGAGCAAUCAAAUGCAUCACUUCAAGCUCCAGGAGUACCAGACAAACUCAGAGGAACUUUUGUAUGAAACAUGCACCUCAGAUGAGACAGACAAUAGCAGUAUACUCAAACAAAGCUUACCGUCUGCGAUCACUGAACUCGUUAAAUCUUAG
Messenger RNA from Opisthorchis viverrini, 225 nucleotides. RefSeq lists its product as hypothetical. NCBI's taxonomy places the organism in Eukaryota, Metazoa, Platyhelminthes, Trematoda, Opisthorchiida, Opisthorchiidae. Bases 1 to 225 code for a protein of 74 amino acids. The transcript has a single exon. The record is from RefSeq and is a predicted model, not a curated record.